This is a messenger RNA of Paralichthys olivaceus (Japanese flounder), 1692 nucleotides long. RefSeq names its product methyltransferase 8, methylcytidine (gene mettl8). Lineage: Eukaryota; Metazoa; Chordata; Actinopteri; Pleuronectiformes; Paralichthyidae. The record is from RefSeq and is a predicted model, not a curated record. Gene Ontology annotation, molecular function: tRNA (cytidine-N3)-methyltransferase activity.
GGACCCAGCAUCGGUGACACCUCUCCUCCUCCUGCUCAGCAGCUCCGCGGCGUUCACGGCCCCGUUUCUCCGGCACGGCGCCAUCAUCAGGUGGCUCUUCAGUCUGCAGGAGGAUGGUCCGGUAACAUGUCAGGAGUCGACAGCCAGAGGUGACCCCGAAACCAGGGUCAGAACCAGAGCAAAUGCAGACACUGCGGAGCGUCUCUGUGGCCAGUUUGGCUCAAGUUUUCAGAUUGUCCACAAGACGAAAGAGCACAGGAGGACGACCUUCGGCUCCACUAGGUUCACGGAUUCUCACCGAUGCUGACGACAUCUUUAAGCACAACACAUGGGAUCAUGUACAGUGGACGGAGGAAGACAAAGAGAAUGCACGGCAGAAGACACAAGAAAAUUCCUCUGUACAAAUUCCUUUAAAGGAACAAGGUAAAUUUGACACAGAAGCUGACCGGUACUGGGACAAGUUUUAUGAAAUACACCAGAAUAAGUUCUUCAAAGAUCGCAAGUGGCUGAUUUUAGAGUUCCCAGAACUGCUUCCACCAGAUAGAAAAAGCCAAGUUUCAACCAGGCGACGAGUUGACCCGCAGACAGAAAUCCUACCUACUGGAUCCAGCAUCAGCCAGCACCCAGAGACCAGACACCAUUCACACAGUGAUGUCACUCCCCAUCACAGACACAUCUCUGACUAUCAGGCCUGUCCGGGAGGAUCACUCGAACAAAAUGAAGAUGUCGUACAGACUUCUACUUUCCCUGGACAACAUGCAUCUUUCAGAAUCUUGGAGGUUGGAUGUGGGGCUGGUAACAGUGUAUUUCCCAUUGUUAAUUCCAUAAAAGAAACAGAUGGAUUUUUAUACUGCUGUGACUUCUCUUCACGUGCCAUUCAGAUGGUUAAAACCCAUCCAGACUAUGACGACUCUGUGUGUCACUCCUUUGUCCAUGACGUACGUGAGGAGGCGGCCUCUUUUCCCUUCCCUCCGCAGAGCCUGGAUGUUAUUCUGGCCGUCUUUGUGCUCUCCUCUAUUCAUCCAGAGCGAUUGCAAGGAGUCGUGAACCGACUCUCUACAUACCUGAAACAUGGAGGGAUCUUCCUUUUCCGCGACUAUGGAAGAUAUGACCUCUCACAGCUCAGGUUUAAGAAGGGACGGUGCUUAUCAGAGCAUUUCUACACACGUGGAGAUGGAACCUGUGUUUACUUUUUCACAAAAGACGAAGUCCAUGAUUUAUUUUCCAAUGCUGGACUGGAGGGAGUUCAGAAUCUGGAGGACAGGCGACUGAAAGUGAACAGAGGAAAGAAAAUUACAAUGCACCGGGUUUGGAUGCAGAGCAAGUACAGGAAGCCACAUCCACCUCCGUCAUCCUGACAUCCCACCAUGCAGAGCCAACUAUAUGCCUUUUUAUGAACUUCGCUGUUUAUUAACUGAAUCCUGAUAACUGCAUUUUUUUUUUCAAAUAAGUAUGUAUACAGCAACUUUUAGUCAAGCUAUAAAUAAUGGAAGCAAGAUAAAGAAAAGUGUUAUACAAGAUAAAAAGGCUGAACAGAAAGUAGGUCAAUACCUCUUGCUGUUGAUUGAUUAGAUAUCGGUCACAAUGUUAAGUUGUUAUCUCACAAAUCUGACCUCAUUGUACCUCAUUGAGUUAUCUGGUGCGUAACAACUUUUAUGUAAUUUUAAAUUUUGGUAUAAAAACUCAAAUGCA